This is a messenger RNA of Tricharina praecox, 1614 nucleotides long. RefSeq lists its product as uncharacterized. The transcript is spliced from 7 exons. The record is from RefSeq and is a predicted model, not a curated record. Bases 1 to 1614 code for a protein of 537 amino acids. Gene Ontology annotation, cellular component: P-body; PAN complex. Lineage: Eukaryota; Fungi; Ascomycota; Pezizomycetes; Pezizales; Pyronemataceae. Gene Ontology annotation, biological process: protein phosphorylation; mRNA processing; nuclear-transcribed mRNA poly(A) tail shortening. Gene Ontology annotation, molecular function: protein kinase activity; ATP binding; poly(A) binding.
AUGCUGGGUGCCCUCACCCCGCCGGUUCAACCACAGUUUCAGCAAGAUACCACGAACAGCUUCAUGAUGUCACCGGGACAUGACUCGCAAUCUUACCACCAGGGUCUACAGCAAGGGUUUGAUAGUAUGGGGCUCGGAGACAAUGUAUUCACGCCCGCUAAGAGUAGACGUCGAACUAACGGACUGAAGACUGUUCAAAGCAUAACUCCUUAUGAGUACGGCACUGGCCAGGUGAACCCAUAUGCACAGGGACAGGUCGAUAUGUUUUACCAGCCGCCACAGAGCUCUUAUAUGCCCCUUAACUUCUUACAUUAUGCGCCGACGGCGCCGUAUCCGCAAAAGUUACUGCCCUUCCAGAAGACGGUUCACGGCUUCUUCCUGUCAGAUAACCUGCGAGAAGAAUUGCAGCGGAAAGGAGAGGCGGCUCUCCAGACAAUGCCACAUAUAUCCGGAUCAUUGCUUCCCGCUUCGAUCAACGAAUAUCACUCGCUGGUACCUCUCGACAUGUCGAACCAGAAGAGCACUCAGGUUUUUGGCUAUCCAUCCUGGGUCUACAAGGCUUUCUCGACAGAUGAGGGUAACAUCUAUGCUCUACGGAGGAUCGAAGGAUUCCGUUUGGUCAACGAGAACGACAUCCGAGUGAUCCAACGGUGGAAGAAGCUCACCUGUGCCAAUGUCGUAACAAUCCACAAUGCCUGGACCACCACCAAGUUCGGCGACAGCUCUAUCGUCUUUGUGUACGACUACCAUCCAUUGUCCAAAACUCUGGCCGAAGCACAUUUCGGAUCUGCGUCCAUGUUUAGCGGAUCUAGACACGUGCCAGAAAACGUUAUAUGGAGUUACAUCGUUCAAAUUGCGUCAGCAUUGAAGACGAUUCACACCACUGGACUAGCUGCCCGUGCGAUCGAGCCGUCCAAGGUGCUGCUUACGAGCAAAAUGAGGAUCCGUCUGAACUGCUGCGGCGUGCUCGACGUUGUGCAACCCGACACCUCGCGCACGCUGCAAGAGCACCAAGCGGAGGACUUUGUCAAGCUGGGCCGUAUGAUGCUGUCCAUCGCAUGCAACAGCCCGAUCGCCGCGCAGAACCCACAAAAGAGCAUGGAAUAUAUGGCGAAGCAGUACUCAGGGCACCUCAAGGACCAGAUCCUCGCGCUGGUGAACGGCCAAGUCAAGAACAUCAACGAGCUAGCCCGCAACAUCGCCGAGCACGCACUGAUGAACCUCAACAGCUCGCUGCACUACGAGGACACGCUCGAGUCCGAGCUCAUGCGCGAGCUGGAGAACGCCCGCCUCGUGCGCCUCAUGGCGAAAUUCGGCUUCAUCAAUGAGCGCCCCGAGUUCGAUCAUGACCCCAGAUGGAGCGAGACGGGCGAUCGUUACUAUAUCAAGCUGUUUAGAGACUAUGUCUUCCACUCUGUCGACGAGAAUGGGAAUCCCGUCGUCGAUAUCGGGCACGUCCUUACGUGUCUGAAUAAGCUCGACGCAGGCAUAGACGAGAAGGUCAUGCUCGUCUCGAGAGAUAGCCUUAAUUGCUUCGUGCUGUCGUAUAAGGAUCUCAAGAGAAACAUCGAGAGUACCUUCCAGGAACUGGCGAAGCCUCACGGAAGACGGUGA